GCCCUUGAUAUCAACAUCUUCAAAUACCAACUCAGGCCGUCGCCUGUUUUCUACCAUCCCCUUUCUUCUCUUCGUCCUCAGUCGCUCUUUUAUGCUUCUUUCCCGACAUCUUCUUGUGUUGGCCGUAUGAGCCGACUUCUUUCAUUUUCUUCUUUCAUUCGUUCGUCUCUGAACAACUUCACCCUCCUUUGCCACCCUUUGCGAGGUCAUCUCUCGUCAACAUGGGCUGGCAAUCGAGCCCUGGCCGCCUUGUCGUAGCCGCGGCCGGCCUUUUCGGCUUUGUCAACGGACAGGCUUACUUCGGAACCUAUCAGGAUACCAUAACCAAAUGUGGUAGCGAUAAUUUUAUCUAUCUUGGCUGUUACGGCAACUUCCUCGCUAAUGCUGGCGACUUCUUUCGCUUCGGUCCGGAGGGCUACAAUGCCGCUGACCUCUCCUUGAGUUUCCCCGGAUGGGACCCCGGUUCCGAUUGGGACUCUACGCAGACUCCUCUUGACUGUGCUCGCACCUGCAGAGCUUACGGUUACAAGUAUUCGGCCAUGAGGGACAAUAACUGUAACUGCGGCCUGCAGCUCCCGGCUGCUGCUGUCCCGAACUCGGACUCUUCGGCUUGCAAUGCUCAGUGCAGUGGUGAUAGUACUCAGACCUGCGGCGGUGGCCUUAACGCCCAGGUAUACCUUGAUCCCUCCUUUGCCGCACCGGACCAGGUGCCCAUCACGCCUCGUAAUGCGGAUUUGGGUUCUACCUACAAGCAUCUGGGCUGUUAUUCCUCUCGCGGAUUUGCCACACAAGACGACGUUAGGGCCAGGCCACUCGUUGAUGACAUCGAGACUUGUUUCGAAACCUGUGCCGGUUUGGGUUAUCCUCUUGUCUUUGGUGCCAGGGAAGGUGCACAAAUCCGAUGCCAGUGCGGUACAAACUUUCACUCCGGCGACUAUCGCAUUCCUCCAUCGAGUCUUCCAAACCCUGGAGACUGCAACGCUCUGUGUACAGCCGAUGACACGAACGGAGACUGUGACCCCUUGACCCAAAAGUGCUGUGGAAGGAAUGAGCACUAUCCCGUUUACGUCAGUUCUGAACUACAGGGAUGCUAUGUCCCGAGGACACCGGGGCUCAAGCAGUCAGCCGACCAGGCAGGUUUCGCCUGCUACAACCCACCGUCCAGUCUCUUGGGCCCUCCCAAGGUUCUUACUACCUCGCUAUCGAGCGUGAACCAGGAUAACAUCAUCGCCUCGAGGCCAGCACUCGUCCGCCCCUUGACCGUUACCACGGGUACACAAACUUGGUACUUGAACGGGUGCUACGGCAAUGUUCCUGCACAGGUUCUCGACCUCUCUGCACCGUCUGGCCAGAUUAUUUCGGAUCUUGCCACUGGUACACUCGAGGAGUGUGCGCGCAGAUGCAGUUCGGACACUACCUUCAACUACUUUGGCAUGGUCAACGGCAGGGACUGUUACUGCUCAAACACUCUUCUGACUCCUGGUCAAGUCGAUGAUAUGGGAACUUGCCGAGUCCCUUGCCAAGACGAUGCCACGAGAAGUUGCGGCGGUGCAACUACACCGGUCGUCUAUUCUCUGAGCCAGAGCGGCGUGUACACAGAACGCCUGGCGAACAUCGGUGCCGGUUUUCCGACAUACACUUGUACACCCAGCCGACGUGUCUCAAAUGAUGCGGCAGCUCCAAUCACUUGCCCGGAUGACAAUGGAAUUUCUAUUACCACUGCUCAAGACAAAAUGUACCAUGUCGAUUGUGGUAUCGAAUAUCCCGAUGGUGACCUAGGCACAGUUAUUGUUGACAGCUACGCUGAAUGUGCUGCGGCUUGCGAUGCCAAUAUCGACUGUGUUGGGUUUAUCUAUCAGCAUGGCCCUGCCAAUAGCAACGGCCUUGACGUACCGUGCUACCUCAAGCGCGAAGGAGCAGUAACUGCUGCUGUUUCAGGCGACACGGGUAACUGGGGCGGGAGAUUUACUGGUUUCGCAGAUGGCGCCAGUAGCGGUUCAGACUCUGGCACUGGCAGCGGUUCAGACUCCGGCAGUGGUACAGACCCUGAUAGCGGUUCGGGCUCCGGCACUGGCACAGACCCUGAUAGCGGUUCGGGCUCCGGCACUGGCACAGACCCUGAUAGCGGUUCGGGCUCCGGCACUGGCACAGACCCUGAUAGCGGUUCGGGCUCCGGCACUGGCACAGACCCUGAUAGCGGUUCGGGUACCGGCACUGGCACAGACCCUGAUAGCGGUUCGGGCUCCGGCACUGGCACAGACCCUGAUAGCGGUUCGGGUACCGGCACUGGCACAGACCCUGAUAGCGGUUCGGGCUCCGGCAGUGGUACAGACCCUGAUAGCGGUUCGGGCUCCGGUGACGGUUCUGAUCCCGGCACUGGCAGCGGUUCAGGUUCCGGCAAUGGUUCAGGCUCCGGCACUGGCAACGGUUCCGUUGUGAACGCUAUUUUUGACAAGGUCUUUGGUCCAGCCUUCCAAGGAGUCUUCAGCUCCUUCGGUAAGAUUUUCGACAACAACCCAUUCUUCAAGCCCAAGAAGCCAGCUGGCUCCACUCGUGCUGUCUCUACAGGCAACGAUGAUGUCCAGGAUCUCGAGACCCUUGCCAGCGAUCCCUCGGACAGCACCGCCACCCGUUCAGAUGCCUUCAUCGGUGAUGUGCUCAGCAAUCUUAACCUCGGCAGCUUGAUGAGCGCUGUCCCGGGUCUUGAAGAUGUUCUCGGUGGACAGGAUCUCGGUAGCUUGAUUCCUGGAAACAUUCGUGCCCCCGAUCCGGCCACACCUCCAAUGUCCGCCAACUUGGAUGGGCUGGCUAGCCUAGCCAGCACUGUUCUUGCAGCGCUCAACACGCUCCCCAGCGACAUCGCCGCCCCUGGUCCUGUUGACACCGACUCGCUGAUUACUCUUGCGAGCGCUAUUACUGAUGCGCUUACCACCGCUGCUGAUGGAUCCGGUCCUGGUGUGAUCAAUGGCAAGGACUUUGCUGGCAUCCUCAACUCCGUUUUCGACUCGAUCAACGGCAUUGGAAGCAUAUUCCCCAAGAAGAGUACUAGCAGUAGUGCCCAGCCAAGCAUGACUGUUGCACCUACUCAAAGCCUUCGAGCGAGGGACGUUGCCCACAUUGGCCCCCACCCAACCGGAGUGCUUCCUCCUGGAAACGGCCCUGCGGAGGUGUGUGAUAUUGCGACCCUUGCCCUUCCGGCUAACAUCUUCGCGCCUACUCCGCCCCCGGAUGCCGGCCGCUGCAUCCCCAUCAUCGGCUACUGGUAUGUUGGCGAGACCACUUUGCUCCCUUGCUCCGAAGGCUAUGGUGCCGGCGGCCCUCAGGAGACUGGUUCCCCUCAAGCACCCGGCUUCUCUGGCGGCCCCGGUGGUCACCCUCCCCCUCCUCCCCCCGCGGGUCCGCCGCCCGCCGUUGUGAUUCCUGUUGCAGGCUCCAUUGUUCUUACCCAGGAGCAAUUGGACCAUCUUCUCGAAUCUACCAAUAUUGAGCUCGAGUGGACCAGCGAAGGUGAGCGUGUGCUCAACAUUCCUGGAAUUCUUGACAUGAGUGACAGCCACAGCGACACCUUCAGGCUCCUGCUUGACCAAAGUUCCGACUCACUUUCCCACAGCACCAAUCAGUUUGAGAUUCCCAUCUCGGGAGAGGUAGGCCUUACGCAGUCACAGCUUGACAGCCUCCUCCAGGACUCGACCCUCGAUAUCUUCUGGAACAGCCAAGGAGCUAAAGAAUUGAACAUUCCAGGCGUGAUCAACUACAGCUCUUCGAGGAAUGACACUUUUAGCCUCCGCAUCAGCUCAAGCAAUCACCAUACCACGUCCACUGCCAGUAUCCCUGGUCCCACGGAGAGUUCCACUCCUCCAGCUGCUGGCGGGGAAACCCCGGAUGGCUCUGGUGCUGACGAGGAUGGCGGCUACGAUGACGUUGAAGCGGAACUUGCCGCUCUCGAUGCUCUGAUCGCUUCGUUCGGUGACAUCGAUUUUGACGUUGGCGACCUUGACAUCCCCGAUAUUGACGUGGAGGGUCUCGAUUUCCCCACGGUUCCGUCCAUUGACACGGAUGAUCUCGACGUCGAUGUUGAUGAUGUGGAUGUUUCGAGGGUUGAAGCUCCUGAGUCACCCGAAGUACCUGAUGUCGAUGCCAUACCAGCACCGACCAUUGAUGUUGAUGGUGAAGUUCAAGUGGGUCUGGAUGAUGAAUCUGGGGUUCCUGUCGUCGACCCAGUUGAUGAGGCUACUUGACUUCUCAACGGAGCUUAAUACUGUCUUCGCAUGUCUUUGGGGAUGGAUAUGGAAUUGGUGUCGAUGCUACGGAAAGGCUGGAGAUGGAAUGGAGAUGGUGGACUUUGGACAGUUUACGAGUUUGUUAUUCUUCGACCAUGGAGCUAUUUUUUGUGUCAUUGCUACGAGUUAAGUCGAUGAUUGCUCGAGCAUGUAGUAAUUAAUAUGGAUGAAAUCAAAUUGACUUUUU
This is a messenger RNA of Neurospora crassa OR74A, 4467 nucleotides long. RefSeq lists its product as hypothetical. NCBI's taxonomy places the organism in Eukaryota, Fungi, Ascomycota, Sordariomycetes, Sordariales, Sordariaceae. The coding region runs from base 222 to 4238 and encodes 1338 amino acids. Gene Ontology annotation, cellular component: plasma membrane. The record is from RefSeq and is a predicted model, not a curated record. The transcript has 5 exons.